Molecule: messenger RNA, 471 nt
Organism: Ostertagia ostertagi
Lineage: Eukaryota; Metazoa; Nematoda; Chromadorea; Rhabditida; Trichostrongylidae
Source: the annotation of a GenBank genome assembly
CUACUUGCUAACGAAGGAGAAGAGGGAGCACGAGGACAGGCAAUUCCGUUACGGCACGUUACCUCUCAGGUGGUGGAUCGUCACAAGAUUGGGCAGAUAUUUGGACCAGCAAACAGCCAGACGGCAGCUGCUGCUUCGAAAGGAAUGGUGGCGAUCAUUGCAUUCAUUCUGUAUCAUUCGUACACAUUUGCAUUACUUUCGAUGAUGGUGUGGGCACUGCUGUAUCACUCGAUUUUCGGCUUGAUUCUGCUUGUGCUGACCUGCACAUUGUGGAUGUUCAAGGACUCGCGUGGGGCCUCGUUUGCAAUGGCCCCAGCGAUCACGCUAUAUAUUGAGUUUCUUCUAUUGACUCAAUACGUAUGCAGUAUGAACGUGACAGCGCAGGAGUUCCAAGUGCCAGACUGGAUGAAUAUGGUUGGCUUCGUGCUUGCUGGAAAUAUGUGGGCAGGAUUUGUUACGCUUUCUGUGAAG